Acaulospora colombiana is the source of this 1092-nucleotide messenger RNA. The record is from the annotation of a GenBank genome assembly. Lineage: Eukaryota; Fungi; Glomeromycota; Glomeromycetes; Diversisporales; Acaulosporaceae.
AUGGAAGGUGACAGCGAGGAAGAUAUUGAUUCCAGAGAUUCACAACAAAGUUCAGACGACGAAGCAGGCGAUCGCAGCCCGGUUUCGGACGAUGGCUAUGUUGGUCUUGACUCGGAGGUUCCUAAUUCUUUUGCAUUUGCCAACGCAAAUGUCGUUCCCGCAAAUGCCGUGUCGUCGAGCCGAAAACUUGCCGAUGAUUGCAAAACCUACGACAUUGUUCCUUAUGUCGCGGCCAUUCAUUCUUGUCAUAUACAUUCCCUUGCUGCGACAAGAAAUAUGCGUUGGGUUUUUACUGGAGGCGAUGAUGGAUUUAUAAGAAAAUACGAUUUCUUUGCAUCGAUCAGCGGUAAGACGUUGCUGACGCAAAAUCAAAAGCACACACAAGUUGAAUCAGUUCAAAAGGCUGGUGUAAUAUUGUCUUAUUGGGAGAACGAAGAGAUACCUUUACCUUCGGCGGCGCCUGCCAAGUCAGAAAAGGCUAACGGAACCGCAGAAGAAGGAACGACACAGGUCACGCAGGAGCCACCAAUGCCUGAAUUAAAAUCCUCGCCGGUUUAUAGUUUAGCCGUUCAAUCCGAGGCCAUAUGGUUAUUAAGUGGUCUAGAGAGUGGCGCGAUCAACCUGUUUACCGUUAGACAUGAAGAAGGAAAAUGUCAUCAUGUAAUGCGACAACAUAAAUCGCCCGUAUCUGUCCUGAGAAUUGCUCACGAUGAAACGAGCUUCGUAAGCGGUUCUUGGGAUAGAACGGUGCUGAGUUGGGACCUGAACGUCGGUCAAGUUGUGCGCGAGUUCACGGGUCACAAUUCUCAAAUCAGUUCCGUAGAAUUCCGACCAAUCACAUCAUCAUCCGCAAAAACGUCAAUGCAAAGUUCUCCGGAACCAUUUGAUCCAUUAUUUGAUGAAUUAGAGGAGACGUUAACCCACUCCAACGACGUACUGCUUACCACGAGUAUUGAUGGCAAUUGCUUCGUGUGGGAUAAAAGAGUGGCAAAUUCAAUUCCACGAAAGAUGCCACCUCCCGAAAAGACGCCACCGUGGUGUUUAUCGGUACGUGACUGCUCCUUUGGAUCUCAGAUCGACAUGCUAAUGUGA